GUAUUCGAUGGUGAUUCAACGCUUCCAAUAAUGGAUAAUCAAGGUACACAAACGAAUUUCGAUGAUUUUCCACCAUCCGACGAAACGCCAACAACUGGCUGUAACAAUAGUGAUCUCUGUGCCGAAAUUCAGAAAUUGAAUAAAUUCCGAAAGAAAAUUGAAGAAUGUACGAAUAUGAAUUCACCGUCAUUGGACAUCGGUGUAUUGAGUCCACUAUCAAAGCUUGACGAAACACGAUUACAAUACUAUCGCGAUCGUUUGGAAUUGCUUGAAAAUAAGGUGGCAAUUUACGAAAGUAGCGGUGAUGUGCAAUUACGUCGAUUGGCCGCUCGUUUACAGAACGAAAUUCAAUUGGAUGCUCAAGUAAAAUUGCUGAAACAACGUGUCGAAAAGCUCGAAACAGUCAAUCGUCAAUUGGACGAAGAACGUUGUGAAUUGGAAGAGGUUGAAAACGAUACACGUUUGCAAUUGCAGCGGCUCGAAGUCGAUUUGGAAAUGUUAACGCAACGUAAUUCCGAAUUGGAAAUGUCAUGCGAAACGGCACAAGCGAACGCGGAAUGUUUGCAAGAAUCAUUAAAUCAAUUAAAUGACCAAAUGUUAAUGCUUGACGCCGAUCGCAAUGAUGUUCAUCACAAAUUACAAUUGAUAAGUUCAUUUAUGCCGGCAAUUUUAUUGUAUCAUGCAUGGAAAAUGCAACAAUGUCAACCGCGUGCAUUAACCGAUCAAGAAACAAUGAUGGUACACGGUGAAGCAUCCGAAUACGAAACGACCGGACGAUUGUCAACGGGUUGUUUGUGCAAUAAAGAGCACAUUUGUCCGGAUGGUGAUAAAUUCAUUGAAUUGGUGCGUCGCGAACAACAUCUUACUGAUACAAUAGCCGAAAUAAAUCGGGCAUACAAUGAAACACUUGAACGUGCCGACAAUUUAUGGGCACAAAUGGAACGUGAAUAUAAAGAUAAAUUAAAUCGAAGCCAAGACGAUAAUACAUUGUUACGAUCGAAAAUCAAUCAAUUGGAAAAACGAUUGAACAGCGAUGCACACUAUGCCCAAGAGCGAAUUGCACAACUUGAAGAUGAAGAAAAUAUGCUAAAGAGACGGCUCACCAAAUUGAACCGCAUUAGUCGCGAUGAGGCUGACAAAUAUAAAUCAUUGCAAAGUGAUUUUCAUAGUUUGACCACCGAAUAUGAAAAAUUGAAAACGUACGUGGAUACGCUUGAAAAAGAGCGAAAAAAAUCACGCACCAAAAUCGAAACGUAUGAAGAAGAAAUGAGAAUGACAUCGAAUAUGUACAACGAUUUGGAGCAGUUACAUCGCACCCAAAUGAAUUUAAUGAAAGCCAAAUUGGACAAGUGCAAAAAGGAUCUGAUGACGAGCGAAUUGAAUAAUUCGGAAUUGAAGGAGGAAGUUGUUCAACUUGAACAUAAAAUCAUUGAAUUAAAUCGAUGCCGGCGCGAAGAUGAAGAUCGUAUUAAAAUAUUGGCCGCCGAAGCACAUGAACAACAAUCCGUCAAUCAUCCAGUUAAACCCAUUCGAGUCAAACAUAACAGUCGGAAUUUAGCACAAGAACUUGGAUCAUUUGGUCGCAAUGGCGGUCUUAAUGCCAUCAAUAAUCUCAACUAUACAUCAGUUUAUACACUUAACUCAGUCGCAUCGAAAGUCAGUGAAACCAUCAAAAAUUUUGAAGUCAAUCGUGAACCAAUCCGUAAUCAAUUCGAAUGAGACACGAAUGCUGUUUGCAACUGAAUUCCGUUGCUGCUGCUGCUAAUCUUUGCCGAUCAUUUUACGCUUCGGGGCCAUUUUUCAUCUGCAUUUGUUUGUUUAGUUUUUUGCUUGGCUCAUCGCAGACCAACAAAAAAGCCAUAUUCAAUCGGAUUGUUCAAUCAAUAUUGAAAGAAAAAGAAAAAAAGAAAAAAAUUACACAAGACAAAAAAAAAAUUGAGAAACGAAUAAAAAUCACAAGAACAACAAAAAAAAUUCAUGUUUAAAAAGCUUAAGGAAACGAAUGUGUAGCUAAGUAUUUAUAAUAAGGCACAGAUUUAGCAUCAUAGAUUUAACGUUUGUUUGAUUUAUACAAUACCCAAUAUUUAUCACAGCGUACGAAUGAAGAAAAUGCACGUACGCAAUAUACAUAUAUAAUAUAUAUUGUACAACUCACAAAACCCAUUUUGCAUACAAAUAAAUCAACUUAACUAUUCGAUACUGUUUGACAAUAAAAUCAAUUUGAUUUCCCAAAUGAAA
Molecule: messenger RNA, 2238 nt
Organism: Contarinia nasturtii (swede midge)
Lineage: Eukaryota; Metazoa; Arthropoda; Insecta; Diptera; Cecidomyiidae
Product: paramyosin-like
Exons: 2
Coding region: 31-1719 (562 amino acids)
Biological process (GO): vesicle-mediated transport
Cellular component (GO): membrane
Source: RefSeq, a predicted model, not a curated record